This is a messenger RNA of Argiope bruennichi, 2201 nucleotides long. RefSeq names its product sec1 family domain-containing protein 2-like. Bases 200 to 2161 code for a protein of 653 amino acids. The record is from RefSeq and is a predicted model, not a curated record. NCBI's taxonomy places the organism in Eukaryota, Metazoa, Arthropoda, Arachnida, Araneae, Araneidae. Gene Ontology annotation, biological process: vesicle-mediated transport; intracellular protein transport. The transcript is spliced from 15 exons.
CAAACGAAUGAAUUUUCUUCCUUCCUAAUCAUUGGUCUUCAAUUUUUUAAAAUCAAAUUUUAAAGUUGAAACAGUCAUUCAGAAAACUAUUAUAUAUGUAAAAAGUUUCUUUAAUGUAGUAUAUUCUUUAAUAAUUAAUAAUAUUAUUUUCUAACAAGAAAACAUUUAUAUUUUUUCCUAUCACUUCAAAUAAUUAAAAAUGAACGCCAGACACUUUAUAAAUUCUAUAGAUCAACUUUGGACAGAAGUGAUGAAAAGUGUUAAAGAUGCUGCCGUAUAUUUGGAUGAUUCUUCUGCAGAAUGCUUACAUUGGCAUGGAGGUUUAAAAAGAAUUUUAGACAGCGGUGCGGUAUCCGUUGAAAAUUUUUCGCCGUUUGUGAAAUCUGAUACUACACCAAAGAAGGCUGUUUUUGUUGUCAUGUCACCUCUUACUGGUGAGACAUGGAAGACAAUUGCAAUAGUGACUCAAGCUAAUAAUUUUAGGAACUGUGUCAUUGUAACAGCAUUGCCUCCCAAGUGCCACAGCAAUGAACCUGAAGGUGCAAACCAAAUAUUCAUUACUCUUGAAAAUAAACUACAAAACUGGCUGCAAAGUAAGAAUUUCUCUGCUACAGUAUCCCAUUUACCAAUUUUCCCAGCCUAUAUAUCACAAAAUCUAUUCCUAAUGCCAGCAUUUUCUAAGUUAUUUUCUGUUUUCAAAUGCUGCUCAACAGAAAUGCAUUUAAAGAAAACAGAAGAUUUAUCCAUUAGAAGUGUAUCUUCUGAAAUGCAGUCCUCCAUUAUACAAUUAUCUUAUUGUUUGCUGUCACUUCUGGAUACAUUUCAAAUCAAAGGAGAUUUUUUCUCUCUGGGCCCUUUGAGCCACAUUCUAUGUUCUGAACUAGAAAAUAUAUCCCAUCAACAAAAGAAGUCAUACUCUAGAAAAGCAUCAGUUGUCAUUGUUGAUCGCCUUUUGGACCUUGCUGGACCUUUAAGUCAGUCCUUUGAAACGAUGUUGGAUAAAAUACUUUUAGCAUUACCUCAUUUUCCUGGACAUACAUUUGAUGUUGCUGUACCAAUGAAUUAUUUAGCUGCUUGUAAAAAUGCAUCAGUCUUUGGUAGACCUUUAUUGGCUCCUGGAUGUCUAUCUCAUAGAAAUAACUCUUUUGAAGAUAGUGCUUUAAAUGCCAUUCUUAACAAGAAGCCCAGAGAAGUUUUGAUUGAUGUUAAUCGCUGUAUUGCUGAGUGUGCUGCAAGAGAAGGAAUUAAAUUAGAUCUUACAUCCCGAUUAACACCAGAGACUUUAAAACAAAGAAUUCUGGAGUUUAAGUCAAAACCGAAAUCAAUCCUCAAUUACAAUGGUUUGUUUCAACAAGUACUUGCUAUUGUUCAAGCUCUAGAGUAUUCUUCUUCAAAUUCUAUUGACAAUUUAUCAGCUUUAGAGAAAGCUUUGUUGGAAUAUUUAACAACAUCUCCAGAGGAAGUUUUAAAUUACAUAAUGCAAAUGAUUUCUGAAAAAGAAGAGAUGAAUUACAAGAUGGAAGAAAUUCUUAUAUUUUUAGCCUUUUUUUACAUAUUGUCUGGUGAAAGCUCUAUUCCAAAUGAAUCUGCUAUGCAGGCUACGUUAAUGGAAGAGUUUUUUCAAGAUAAAAAUGCAGAUGAAUUACUAUCAUUGUUUGUUGAUGAAGAACAUUUGGAAGAUGAUGAAUAUGUUUUAAAUUCAGUUCGAACACUGUUUGAUGUUUUUAAAAGGGUUGGCCUACUACGAAAAAAAUUCAAAAGAUAUCCAACACUUUUCAAAUCAACAAAUCCUGCCUUUCCUGCUUCUUAUAAUCCUUUACUGAAGCAGUUAUUGACUGACAUUUUUGAUCCAUCAAUCAAUGACAUUCUUGAUAUUGAAUUCCAUUCUGCUGGUCUGAGAGAUUACAUUAAAACAGGUUUUAGUUUGUUCAUGAAUGUUACCAAGCCUCAGCCCCGAGAUAAUCCUGUUAUAUUCCUCAUUGUUCUUGGUGGUAUUACUCCAUCUGAAAUUAAGCUUAUUCAAGAAACUGCUGCUCAGAAAAAGGGUGUUCAGAUCAUUUUAGGCAGCACAGAUGUGCUGACUCCGAAAAAUGUAUUAAAAGAUUUGGGCUUGGUUGUGAAAGAAUUGGUGCAGGAAGAGUAUGAAGAUGAUCUGUUAUAACUUAUGAAUUUUGUAUAUAAUGUAAUUAAAAUAUUUUUAU